Sphaeramia orbicularis (orbiculate cardinalfish) is the source of this 3322-nucleotide messenger RNA. RefSeq names its product neuropeptide Y receptor Y8a (gene npy8ar). Bases 560 to 1708 code for a protein of 382 amino acids. NCBI's taxonomy places the organism in Eukaryota, Metazoa, Chordata, Actinopteri, Kurtiformes, Apogonidae. Gene Ontology annotation, molecular function: neuropeptide Y receptor activity; neuropeptide binding. Gene Ontology annotation, biological process: G protein-coupled receptor signaling pathway. Gene Ontology annotation, cellular component: plasma membrane; neuron projection. The transcript is spliced from 5 exons. The record is from RefSeq and is a predicted model, not a curated record.
CUCUCAUCGUUAUAUAGAGCUGCUCUCCCCACACACACAUACACACACACACAUACACACACACACACACACACACACACACACACCUACACAUACACACACACAUCUCACACUCGUGGUUUUGUGUGCAGAGUGGAGGAGACUAUCGCAGACACCAUCAGCAGCACCAACGCGCCGGACAGGAAAACACAGAUUCGGAGCUGAUCCACCGGGAUGCCAACCGUGAAGGAAAAAGAGGACAGCAUCUAUAUUUGAAUUGCUCGUCUCCUCAUACACACUCCUUCAUCUUCCUGCAACCUGCUCGCUAAAAUCCACAUUACACAAAUCUCCGAUACUGUAUUUCACCAGAAAUCCCCAUUUUCUGCUGAUCCUGUUUAUCUCUCAUCUUGACAUCUCCACUUCGAUGUGCCUCUACCGUUGAAUUUUUGUCAAAUGAGAAGGUUGGCAGUAGCUCCAGGGCACUGGUCCUCCUGAACCCUGACUUCUGACACAAACUUCACCCUCACAUCACCCCUUCCCUUUCCUCUUCCUGUUUUAUUCUUCCUUAUCUGUGCUUGCCAUGUCCAACGACAGCGGCUUCCUCAGUGUCUGGGGGGCCUCGGAUUGGACAGAUAGCAGUUCUUGCCCUCCUUCGGUGGGUGGAGCGACUUUUCUGAUCGUGGCAUACAGUGUUUUCAUGGCAAUUGGGUUGCUAGGCAAUGCAGGCCUGGUGUUCAUCAUCGCUCGGCAGCAGGAGUUGCGCAACGUCACCAACAUCCUCAUUGCCAACCUGUCGUGCUCUGAUAUCCUUAUGUGUGUGGUGUGUUUGCCUGUUACCGUCAUAUACACACUGAUGGAUCGCUGGGUGCUGGGAGAGGCCCUGUGCAAGGUGACACCCUUUGUUCAGUGCAUGUCGGUGACGGUUUCCAUCUUCUCCUUGGUGUUGAUUGCUCUGGAGCGCCACCAGCUGAUCCUCCAUCCCACUGGCUGGUCUCCUGCUGCCGGACACUCCUACCUGGCUGUAGCUAUAACAUGGCUGGUUGCUUGCUUCAUCUCUCUGCCGUUUCUGUCUUUCAACAUCCUCACUAAUGACCCCUUUCAGAACAUCAGCCUGCCUGUCAACCCCUUCAGGGACCAUUUGAUCUGUAUGGAGCUGUGGCCAUCAGAAAAGCAUCGUCUUGCCUACACGACAUCGCUGCUCCUGUUCCAGUACUGCCUGCCUCUUUUGCUGGUGCUUCUCUGCUACCUCAGGAUCUUCCUUCGCCUCAGACGACGCAGGGACAUCUUGGAGCGCAGCAGGAGGACUCGAGGAGCCCAGAGGAUUAACGUCAUGCUGGUAGCCAUUGUGGUUGCCUUCGCUUUGUGCUGGCUGCCUCUCAAUGUCUUCAACACACUGUUUGACUGGCACCACCAGGCUCUCCCCGACUGCCAGCACGACGCCGUCUUCUCCGCCUGCCACUUGACCGCAAUGGCGUCCACUUGCAUUAAUCCAGUGGUGUACGGCUUUCUCAACAGCAACUUCCAGAGGGAGCUCAAGUCCACUUUGCAGCGUUGCCAGUGUGGUAACCGGCCGGCGGAGAGCUACGAGAGUUUUCCCCUGUCCACCAUGGGAAGCGAGGGCAUCACUAAAGCCACUUCCCUCAACAGGAUGGGAUCAGUGUGUGUUCCAUCACCCAGACCUGAUCUCAAUACAGCAAUACCAGCCAAGGCUAUACCAGUUAAUACCUAGGAAUCCUGUCUCUGAAGUGGCUGAUGUGCCAUUGUCCUAUGAGGGAGUCGCUGAAAGCUUUACCAACAUGUACAGGCCAUCAGCUGUAACAGACAGAUGACAAACAGUUGCUGAACAUUUCUGAGCAUUUCAUUAGAGGACAGGGAGGUCAUACUCUACUUCAGCUUUACUUCAGUUUCAUCAGACAGUGAGACAACUUACUUUACUUGGGGUGAGUGUUCAAAGAUAGGCACAGUUCCAGAUGCUAGCUUAAGAUCAGGAGCAAGGUCUUGUAAACAAGAACCUGUAAUAAGCAGCAGAUGAACUGCGAGCACAAAUGAAGAUGCUAGGAAAAGGAAAAAGGUGUAGAAGACACAGGAAAUUGUGCUUGGUAUCAUAAAUGGAGAUCUAUUGAACCUGUGAGAAGGUUCUGCUGUAGUCAGUGAAACACAGACAGAUGACUCAUUUAUAGAACAUGUAUUUUAUAUGUAAUCACCCAAGUGUAAAUGAUUCCAUCAUGACAGUCAACAAUGUGGAUAAGCAUGCCUAACUGAGCAUUUUAACGAAGUGGUCAAGAUCCCUGGAGCUUGCUUUAAGGUAUCCAGUGGAUUUUUCACCAGUUGUAGUCGUAUAGAAAAACGUUUUCCAGAGUGAGCCACCACUGUUUGCCUCUCUUCGGCGAGGUUGCAUGUGAUAUAUUUUGUUGCCAGUAGUUUUACAUUCUUUAUUCUGACUUACAUUUGGCAUAAAUGUAAGAAAUUAUCAAAAUGCCAGAAAAAGGCAAGAAUGAAGCGGGCAGGAUAACAUGUAUGUAAAUAAUAGAGAUUUGAAAUUCUUCCUCAAAUCUUCUUUGUAUACAAUUUAUGACGGUCGACUACAUAUAAUUUUGGCUUUAAAGGAUAUAUGUAAUGCAUAAUAUUAUGAAACACUGAAUGUAAACUUUUUUUUUUUUUUACAGUAAACCUCCACAGGUAAACUGACCUUUAACUGCUGAAGUGAGUGAGGCUCCUUAACAUUAAUGUAUUGUAUAACUCAUUAACUAUGGAAGGUGUCAUUGUGAACCAUUGAUGUGCGAUGAAUAUGACAUGUUGAGCAUCUAGAAACUUGAAUGGAUUUGUCCUUGUUUCAAUGGCUGAGUUAUCACUAUCAUGAAAAUUUAUGACAGAUGUAAUUUAUAAUCAUGCCACUCAGCCUUACUUUCUCUGAAUGGGAUAAAACUGAAUGUUUAAUCUAUAAAUCCUUAGGACUCAGCAUGUUUUGUAGCAGUUGGGAGAUCUAGUCAUCCAAAACAGGUGAAGAUGUAAAAGUGGCAGAAGUGAAGAGAAGUCAUUUUAAGGAUACACUCCAUGAUAAUUUAUUUAUUUAUUUAUGUAUUUUGAUCGAACUGAUUAAAGUGAUUUUUAGAAACUGAAAUGAAAAGGACCUAAUGGCUUCUCAAGUCCAGUUUCACGAAGGAACUUUGUGUCAAACUUUGUAUUAAUAUUUAACAUUUUUACAUUUGUAUUGUACAACACAUUUUUACUUCAUCUGAUCUUUAACCAUAUUGAGGCUGAUGAAGAUUAGGUUCAUCUUUUGACCUGCAGCCCUCCAGCAUUAGAUCACUGGAAAUGAAACAUUGAACUACGAGGCAUCAUU